GAGAGAGAGAGAGAGAGAGAGAGCUUUUUCCUUGAGAAAGAAUCGGAGCCACUUCAGCCUGCUCGUGCCGGAGCCCGAUAAUAACUACGGGACCGCUCCGGAUGGAUUUGGCGUCUCUCGCGCGGCGGAAUUUAAUUCAGAAGACAAGCGACGUGAAAGCCGGUGGCUGCCAGUCAACGGGGCGCAGAACAAGAGGGUCAGACGCCUCCCCCGUUCCCUCGCUCUCCUCCUCCUCGACGUGCGCGAAGCGGAGGCGCACCUGCGAGAGUCUCCGCUCCCGUCGCCCUUCGCUGAGAGCCACAACUGGGGCUCCGCUCGUGCCGCUGCCGCUGCCGCUGCCGCUGCGUGUAGUUUACAGGCUGGACCCGGGGAGUGGGAAGAAGACAGACAGAGGGAGUGAAAGGGAGGGAGAAAGGAGGGGUGAGUAAAAAGAAGAGAGAGAGGGAGAGAGAGCGAGCAUGUGAGACAGAGACUAGAUGGAUUCCUCUUUUCCCCUGGCGCUCCACAGGCGCUCAUUCAUUUAUUUAAGCCCGACCGACGACAGCGUGCCAAGCGCGGACUCCAGCAGCAGAGCUCGCCACGGACUUCCUAAGAGCGGAGGACACGAGUGAGACGUCCCCCUUCGCACCGGCCGGGCCACGCGCUCACCUGCGCUACACCCGCGCGCUCCUCCCCCGCCCCAGACCUCCCCCGUGGGACAUCGACGACACCCACGACGCGGAAGAAAACCGCCUCAUGGGCCCCAAACACCGCGAGGGCCCCGGGAUGGCUUGCAGCGCGUGCUACUACCUGGUUAUCAGCUCCACGCACCUGAGCAAUGGGCACUUUCGGCGCGUCAAGGGGGUCUUCAGAGGACCGCUGUGUCCCGCCGCCAACAGCGACUCACCGGAGCGCGCGGAGAGGACUCUGGGCUGCUCGGCCGAGGACCUGAAGGCGCUUUUCUACUGCGAGCUGUGCGACAAGCAGUACCUCCGACACCAGGAGUUUGACAACCACAUCAACUCCUACGACCACGCGCACAAGCAGAGGCUCAAGGAACUCAAGCACAGGGAGUUUGCUCGCAACGUGGCCUCGAAAUCAUGGAAGGACCAGCGCAAACAGGAGAAAGCUCUCAGGCGCCUGCACCAGCUCGCACAGCUGCAACAGGAAACUCAGAGGGUGCCAGGAAGGACUCCCAGGCUGCAGAGAACAGUCAGGGCCAUCAGCCAACAGCGUGAGAGGGAUGCGGACCCGAGAGACCGCGGUCCAGAGGACAAAGCCGAGACCUGCCGCCGCGUGCAGAGACCCCCCCGCCACCCGCCGGACCGUCCGCGGCCACCUCCAUCCCACGCACAGCCGGCCGCCGCUGCAGCAGAGCCCCCGCUCCUCACGCGCCCGCCCUCCACCGCGGGCCUUCCUGCGGCGAAGGCCCAGUCCUGCCCGGGCUCGCAUCCUCAGCACCAGAGCCCGGCGGGGGGCCGGCUCGGCGUGUCCUUCUGCUUCUCGCGCAGGGGCCCCCGGCUGGAGCCGUGCGCCUCCGUCUUCUCGGACCUGGAGGAGGAGGAGAGGGGACAGAGGGAACGGAUAAAGGAAAGGAUAAAGGGACUAAUGGAAGACAUCAGCAGGGAAAUCGGGUCGGCAGAGGAGAGGAAAGGCAGCGAGAGCGAAAAGGAGGGGGCGGAGGCCGAAAGGACAGAUGCGGUGAAGGAACACGGUCCCAUUCUCACAGCAGCGCCUGGUAAUCAGAGACUUGAGGCGCCGCUCUCACCGCUACGGACCCAGGUGACGGAGGCUGAGCUGGAAGCCGACGGGCGCCGGCACGUGCGCGUGCUGGGCAAAGACGGCGCCGCCAGCCUGAGGUGGCCCGUCAGUCUGCUGAGCUUCACCAAGUCUCAGCCGCACAUCUCCUACAGCUGCAACCCACUCCGCCAGAACCCGGAGCGGCUCGCAGAGGAUCUGGAUCUGCGGGAGUCAGAGCAAAAUCAGUCGCGCGCCCUCACUCCUGGAUCAAAUCCACAUGUGCCAGCUAUUAUUCCGCCAGACACUCACUCCUGUUUACAAAGACAGCCAAGGCAUGGGGCGGGAGCCUGUCGACAGAAAAAAGCUGAGGAGAAUUUCAAGGCGCAGCAACAUAUCAACGCGGAGACAGUAGCACACCUGGUUCUGGAGAACAAAAACAUUUCAUCAUCUGCAACAGAACAAGGAGGAGGAGGACGCAUGCUAAGUGCAGGGAAUUGUGUGAGGGCAGCCUCCCAUCCGUUUGACCCCGCUCGGAGUGACAGCUCCGACACAAACUCCCAGAAUCCUCAGGGAGGAAGAUUAGAGGGUGCGAGGGGGAUCGGCGAGAGCGCCAUCACAGCCCUGAGCUGUAAAUUAGAGUCUGUCACCCAGGCCGGCACGCCGGGGACGUGCGACGGCCCGUCCAGGUGCCAGCGCGGGGGCGAGGCAGCGUGCGGGUGCGCCGGCCGUCCUCGGCCGCGCACGGGGGUCCCCGGAGUGUCGCGCAAGACGAGGCGAGCCGGCGCAAACAAACACGAGCCGGGGAGGAGGAGGAGGAGGAGGAGGAGGAGGGGGGCCGGGGGGGAGAAGAGCUCAAACAAGCGUCAGUCGGCGAGGUGCAAAGUGAGGAGUGUUGUCGCCACGGUCCCCGCCGGCGGGGGGAGGAGGGGGGAGAGCGAGGAGGCGGGGAGGAGGAGGACGAGGAGGAGGAGGAGGGGGGGGGUGUGGAGAACAGGGAGCGGCUGUCUCCCGGGGAGAUGCGAGGCCGAGCCAGUAUCUGUCUCUGUCAGGGAGAGGAGGCCUCACAGGAGCCACAGCACCGAGUCCCAGUCACAGACAGACAGAGAGCAGGCAGAGCGCUGCAGUGCCCACUCCCCGCUCAGCAGACACACAGCAGACAGAGACACCGAGGGGGAGGCGACGCCAGACGGAGACGCUGGGACUUCUCCCUGGCGGUCUCACUUCUCCUUAUACUCCUUCUCGCCAGGAUGUAACUCUAAGCUGUUUUGGGAAAGGGGUCACCAUAGCAACCCCAGGAGUUUCAUUGACUGCUGUUACCCUGACAACAGCUGUGGUAGCAGCCUGGCGAGGAAGAGAAAACUCCUCCACAGGGACAGGAAAUUCAUUCAUAGUAAAAGGAAGUGUUCGCGGCAUCGCAAAGUCUGGGAGGAGAGAGGCGGGGAAAUGAGAGGGCCCUCAGACGGCAGAGACAGAUCCCCGGUUUCAGACACGGAGCAGUGGGAGUGGGCGAGCCGCAGCGGUGGGUGGGGAUGGAGGAGCAGGGCGGCGGGGUGGGAUCAAGUGGUGAGGUUCAGCCCGAGUCCGACCUGGGGCAGGAGGAGGCACCUCAGCACCGAAGACCUGGAGUGGGACAGGUGCAGCGUGGACAGAUGGACGUGGGGCAGCACCGACAGCUGGGAGGACAAGGGCAACCGGAGGUCCAGGUCCGGCUCCAGGACGGGGGCCGACAGCAGAGGCAGCCCGAGCUGCGAGUGGAGACACGUGGGCGGCAGGCGCUCGGCCUCGCGGCUCCUCUCCAGCCCCGACUGGUGGACGAGCGCCGCCGCCAGGGCCGCCCGGGCCGGCGCCGGCCGCAGCCCGCGCUCCUGCAGCCCCGCCGGCAGCACCAGCGCGUCCGAGCUCAGCUGGGAGUGGAGCCGGACCAGCACCUGCUCGGGGCUGACGGUGGACGGGCUGACGGGCCGCUCCAGCGGGACGUCGCCCCAGACUCCAAAGCGCUCGUCGGACGCCGGUCCCGCCGCGAGGAAGCAGAGCGGCCCCAGCCCCGUCUCCAGCUCCCCCCCUUCACAGCUCAAGGACCCCGGUUCACAGCCGGACCUCUCCCGCGCAGCCGCCGCCCCCUCGCCUGCGAGCAGCUCGGGCACGUCUGCGACAGGAGCGUCGCCCCGGAAGGCGGGCCGGACGCUGCUGCUGCCCCUCAUCGGGAAACGGCCCGCCAUCCAGAGGAGGGCCAGGAGGAAAACGGGGCCGGACAGGAGUCAGGAAGGGGGUCGGGAGGGGGAGGGGGAGGCCGGGGGCAGCGCAGCGGAGCGGACGCCGGGUCCCGGCGCCGGCGCGGAGGCGAAGCCGCCGCUCAGCUUCACCGCCGAGGAGAUGGACAAGUACCGGCUGCUGCAGGAGCAGGCCAGGGAGCACAUGCAGAAGGUCCUGGAGCGGACGCAGGACGGCGCGGGGGCGGAGCCCCGUGGGGGUCCGGAGGAACGAUACGCACUGUCCCCCCACCCCCCACACCCAGCCCAGGCGCUGCACAUAGACAGGAUGCAAACACAAGCACAGCACACGCUCCAGGUCAGCGUCCCCGUCCCACGCGGGAGCCCACGGGAGGCCUUCCCCCAGCCCAUGGGCCUGGGAGUCCCACCCCUCCACCACCUCCCACCGUCCUCCCCCCUCCCCGGCCUCCCCCAUCACAUCAUUUUACAGCACCCCGCCCUCCCCAUGCCCCCCUCCUCCUCGUCCUCGUCCUCGUCCUCCUCCUCCUCCCCACCCCCCUCCACCGCCCUCCACCCGCACCCACCGCCGCUCCCUCACCCCCUGCCCCCUCUCCACCCUUCCCUCCCCCAUCACCUUCACCUGUCUCCCUUUUCCAUCUCCUCCCUGCUGCCCUCCAUCCUCCUGUCCCGCCACCCCAUCCCUCUCCUCCCCCAAGCCGCCGCUUUCCACGCAACCCCGCUUGCUCCGCUCUCCCCGGUAGCGCUGCAACCCUUGAACCCGCAGCCUUUCAUGGAGAGAGCCUGGCCGGUGAGGUUUCAACAGAAGGCGAUAUGAUUUCCACACGGCAGCUGCCAUGUUUAUUAAUCUUUCUUGGCAGCGCAGACACGGCGAGAGAGAGCGAGGGAGGGAUUCGUUGUUUUGGACAAAAGCCUACUAUUUGAAACGGGGAUAUGUCGGCUUUUUGCUAGCAUCCACUCCAAGUCUCCUUCACAUAGGGCCUCGCUUAAACACAUGCAUACACACAAGCGGCCCGGCUAUUGUCCACUUUCAAAUUAAACUUUGUUGCCCCAUUUAGCCUUGUGCUGUGCUGCAGCAGACAGUGAUAAAACAGACUUUGAUCCCUCGCUGUAUCCAUCAUUCAGGCGGAGAAGAAAGGGAAAGGUGCACCUGCUAUUCAAAGACAAGCUGGGCUCGUGUCAUCCUCCCUUCUUCCCUCUGAACCACAGACACGCCAGCUGCCUUUUGAAGUAUCCUUCAUGGCAGCGACAGAGGGGCAGGAGAAAGUGAUACUCGCCCCUUAUCUACAUUUCACACAGGUUAUCUGAGUUUGAGUCUGACUUUCAGCAAACAUAAAUAACACUCUAUGGACCUGGGGGGGCUUAGCACAGCCAGUAGUAUUAUACUGUAUAGUGUGUGUGUGUGACAUAGAGCUAGACCUGGACAGGCAAACGCAUACAACAGCAGGAAAGACCACAUCUGAUUUCCAUAUCUGACGUGUAUCGGACACGCGGCCCGCUGCCUCUAUAGUGUAAAUAUUCUGAUGACAUUAGAAUCACGGUAAACAAUAGAAUAAAAGGUGAACUUGACCAGCUCUUCCUUUGACACGGUCUCUCUUUUUUGUGUGUAACCGCACCACAUCAGAAGCGUAUCUGUUACAUUAAAGCUUGGGGUAAAACACGAAGGCCGUAAUGUGAUUUAGGUUGAUCGUGAGGUUUUUACUCCUGUGAAACGCCAAAGACCGCAGGGUUGUGACCUUUUCUUCUUGAUGAUUUGUUAGCAUGAAGCAACAUCUGCUUGACGGGGAAUUCUAUAUUCAAUAUGUUGGAGAGAAAUGUUUAGAAGAAGAUUUUGUGCGGCAGAUGUGUGAUGCUCUCGGUUUCCACACUGGGGCCCAGAUCCCUGAAGCCAUUUCUAUGUGAUAGACAAAUCAGUCUUUUUAUUGCAUUAGUCACAUAUGUUGGCCUUUAAAAAAAAAAAACGCCCCAUAUUUCUUCAUCGCACGCUUUAACUGCCAAACAGAUUCAGUUCUCAUUUGUUGUCAUAAUAUCCACUUUGACCUUUGCUCCACCAUGGGAUCCAUAAAAAAUAACAUCCACUCAGUUUUAAAAUAACACACAGCAGCAGACAGCGGGCCCAUGUGCUCGAAUAUCACAAUAUGUGAGAUAAAAACUAAUGACAUCAAUGAGGUUGCUGCUUGCAUGUCUCGCCAAGGGUUAUGGUGGUUAGCGACUGUUGCUAUGCGUCCAGGCCUGGUGAUUGCUGAAGGCACGGGUGCAUUAAAGCUGCCUGCCAAACAGUUGAUCACUGCAGCGGUCGGCACUCGGGGAGCCUGAACAGAGCAGAACAGAGCGGCAUCCAGAUGGUCCAUGGACUCCGACUACCCAGAGUGCUUUGAGAGAUUGGAUUGAUUUGCCCUCCAUGAUAUCAGUGAACACAGCCCAGCGCGCAGGGAGGGCUUCAGCGAGGGGGUGACAUAAAUACAGGCACAAAAACAAGACGCAGACUUUAUACUCUGAGUCAUGAGAUGUUGGCUGGAAAUAUAAGUCAGCUCCUGCGGAGGCUCGGUAAUUAGAGCACAAUUCGUCUUUCUCCUCCUCGUGACCUCUGAGCCUCCGUGUGUGUGUGUGUGUGUAAAUGAGGGAGUUUGUGAAAAAACAGAGAAUCCCUAUCUCUCUCCACAGGACAAGAGAUCAAACAGACUGUGUGAAAUAUAGAGCAGCAAUAAUUAGCAGCUGUUACAGCAUCAAACCCCUCUAUCUCAACACACAUGCACACACGCACACACACACACACACACACACACACACACACACACACACACACACACACACACACACACACACACACACACACACACACACAGACUACUGCUCCGUUCUUAUCCCAGAGUUCAAUUUAAAGAUACUCAAAAUGAGCUGCAACCUCUCAGUCCCCCAAUAGUUAUUAUCAGGGAGAUGACAUGAAAUCAACCCACUCUGCUUUUUUCCUCCAUCCUCUCUCACUCGUAAGGUAUUUAAGGGGAAACUGUAAAAAAGAUAUUGCUACCAAAAAAAAAAAAAAAAUUGAGCAAAAAUGUAUUUUGAAAUUAGUU
Molecule: messenger RNA, 7021 nt
Organism: Betta splendens (Siamese fighting fish)
Lineage: Eukaryota; Metazoa; Chordata; Actinopteri; Anabantiformes; Osphronemidae
Product: G patch domain-containing protein 8
Cellular component (GO): nucleus
Source: RefSeq, a predicted model, not a curated record